AUGAAAUUUCUGUUGGUUUUUGAUUUUGACCAUACAAUCAUAGAUGAAAAUAGUGAUACCUGGAUUGUGAAAUGUGCUCCUGAGAAAAAACUCCCUAAUGGAUUAAGAAACUCCUACCAACCAGGACAUUGGACAGAAUAUAUGGGCAGAGUCUUUGUCUACUUGGGAGAGAAUGGCGUCAAAGAAGAUGACAUGAAAAGAACCAUGACAACAAUUCCUUUCACUGCAGGAAUGGUUGAUCUUCUGGAUUUUAUUGGUGAGAACAAAGAGUUGUUUGACUGCAUCAUUGUUUCAGAUUCUAAUGCAGUAUUUAUUGACUGGAUUUUGAAAGCUGCUGACUUCCAUAAGCUGUUUGAUGAAGUGUUUACAAACCCUGCAGCAUUCAGCAGUACUGGCUACCUUACUGUACAGAACUUCCACACUCAUCAUUGUGCAAAGUGCCCUAAAAACCUUUGCAAAAGGAUGGUUUUGAAAGAAUUUCUAGAUAAGCAGUUGGAGCAAGGAGUGUGUUAUGCCCGAAUUGUAUAUAUAGGUGAUGGUGGGAAUGACUUAUGUCCAGUAAUGUUUUUGAAGAAGGAUGACAUUGCUAUGCCCAGGCAGGGGUAUACCUUGGAGAAAAAGCUUUCUCAGCUGGCCCAAGAUCUCAAUCCUGUAGAAUGUUCUGUUCUGGUUUGGUCAUCUGCUGCUGACAUUAUGUCUUAUCUGAAACUGCUUACAAAAGAAUAAUUCCAAUGAUAAAAAUAAACUAAUAUAGCUAUACUUUAUCUUCCUGGGAGAGAAAAACUACAUGUAUAUGA
Indicator indicator is the source of this 797-nucleotide messenger RNA. RefSeq names its product phosphatase, orphan 2 (gene PHOSPHO2). The record is from RefSeq and is a predicted model, not a curated record. The transcript has a single exon. Gene Ontology annotation, molecular function: phosphatase activity. Bases 1 to 726 code for a protein of 241 amino acids. Lineage: Eukaryota; Metazoa; Chordata; Aves; Piciformes; Indicatoridae.